Molecule: messenger RNA, 522 nt
Organism: Penicillium cosmopolitanum
Lineage: Eukaryota; Fungi; Ascomycota; Eurotiomycetes; Eurotiales; Aspergillaceae
Exons: 1
Coding region: 1-522 (173 amino acids)
Source: RefSeq, a predicted model, not a curated record
AUGUCUCCCGCCGCAGUCUCCCCGCCUCCUUCCACCACAACUUCAACCUUAAACUCUCCACCACCAACACACCCCGACAGACUCCACGUCAAUCGCAGCCCCAAGGCUUUCGGAAGCGGUGCUAUUUCCCUCGUCGACCUCCCAGCCGGCUCCCUCUUUGCCAAAAUCACAGGAGACACCCCCGGCACAAAAGCCUACACCAGCGUGCAAACUGGCCGUGAUACCCACAUCGAGCUGAACUCCGACCUGGUCUAUUGCAAUCACUCCUGUGCCCCAUCGCUAGUCUUCGAUAUGUCGCGCAUGGAGGUCCGCGUCGUUGAUGACAAGCCUUUGAAGAAGGGCGAUGCUCUUACCUUCUUCUAUCCCAGUACUGAGUGGGAGAUGGAUCAGCCCUUCCAGUGUAUUUGUGGUGCGGGAGAAUGUCGGGGAUGGAUCUCUGGUGCGAAGACUAUGCAGCCGGAGGUUUUGGGUGAAUAUUGGUUGAAUCCACACAUUGCGGGGCUGUUGAAUGAGAAGAAGUAA